Centruroides sculpturatus (bark scorpion) is the source of this 2365-nucleotide messenger RNA. Its product is annotated as ELMO domain-containing protein 3-like. The transcript has 9 exons. Bases 1298 to 2197 code for a protein of 299 amino acids. NCBI's taxonomy places the organism in Eukaryota, Metazoa, Arthropoda, Arachnida, Scorpiones, Buthidae. The record is from RefSeq and is a predicted model, not a curated record.
UACUGUAACUUCAUACAAACAAUAUAAUCAAUUCGAAGUUUAACAUCAUAAACUUUGAACUGAUUAUCCAUGUACAAGCAAAAGCAACAGUUAAGUAUAUUUAACUUAUGGUAAAAAUAAGGCUCAAUUCAAGCUCCAAAUGAGAUGGUUAACCAUAAAUGUUAGCAUUAUACAUUCAAUAUGUACUGCACACAGCAUGUUAUGGAACUUAAACUGAUACACUAUUUUUACAGUGUAUUAGUUUAAAUGAUACUUAAAUUACUGUACUGUACAUCUGGAGAUUUUUGUAUUGUGCAGAGUUAUUGAAUGUAAUGCUUAUAGAUCAAUUACUCAAUAAAUUAAUUUGGCUGCCGUUGGAUGAUUAAUGAAUUGAAUUAUUCUUUAUUUUCAUGUUAUGUUGAGCAUUAUUUAAUUUCAAUCCAAUAAAGAAAAAAUAUAAAUAUCUAGAAAAUCUUGUUUCUAUGUGCACUUUAUUGUAUUUUAAUGUAUUUACGGGCAUUAUUUUAACACUUUAUUGUGUUUUAAUGUAUUUACUGGUAUUGUUUUAACUAUUUAUAGCCAAUAUGUAGAGAUGGUGCUUACACGAUAGAAUAUCUUUUUAAAAAUGUUCCAAAAAUAACGCUUGUAUCGGUAAUGCAAAUUUUUAAUUCGAAGUUCGAUUUUUCAGUUUUUCUUGAUAAAGGCCAUUGAAUAUGGUCAAAAACGUUUGAAUUUAUCUAUUAAAUUACGGCUGCAUAUGUAAAGGUUUGUUUGAGUGUAUUUAGUUAAGAAAUGCAGUCUCUGACGAGUUAUAUAAAUAUCACAUUAAAUUUAAUAGUGGAAUGAAAAUGAUUUUUGUUGAAUUACAAACAACUAGAAGAGUCAGAAAAUAUUUGAUACAAUAAAUAUAGGCAUCUUAAACCCAAUGCUAAGGUUAUAUCAAAAUUAAUAAGUUCUGGAAGUGAGGAUUGGAUGAAAGUUGGGAUAGUGAGAUUCAGAAUAACCUUUGAAAGCAUUCUUUUAUCAUGCUUAAAUAUAUAAUAUUAAAUAUUAGAAAAAUUGUUAAUGAUAGAAGAGAAUCAUCUUAAUAGACUAUUUUAUCUAUAGAUGUAAAUUUUUAAAUUAUUUUUAAGUCUUUGUGUCUCAAAAUGUACAUCAAUUAUAAUGUAGUAUACAUAUAGGAUAGUUCUAAAGUAGUUGUACUGACUGAAAUAAAUUUUAUAUUUAACUAAAAAAAAAUCCAGUGUGUUUGGUAUUUGAAUUAGAAGAAUUAUGGCUCUUGCAGCUUUUGCGUAUAACAUCUGGAUAUUUUUUCAUAAUGCAUGACUGUUCCACCAUACUUCUGCUUCUACACACUUCAAGUAUCUUCAAAACCUUGAUAUCUAUAAGGCUACUAAGCAAGGAAAUAAGUGAAGAAACUCAAGCUGCAAUCUUCAUACAUCAAGAUAAAUUCAAUAUAUGCAGGGCUAAAGAUGAAUUAAAACAAGCACAGCAAGAAUGGGAUUUUGUUGAAGAUUUGCCAUCUGAAGAACAAAAUGUAUCUUCAAAAUUUGUGACAUACGAAGAAAUAUGGGAAUAUUUUAAGAAGGAAGAUAUGAAAGCAUAUUUAAAAAACAUCAAACCAGUUUGUAAUAGAAAAGGAUUCUCUUUUAUUUUACAUUAUUUAUGUGGCCCAGUUAAAAUGCAUCAAGACUUGAGGGCAGAAAGAAAUCUUAUUUUUGCUAUUGCACAAUGUCCUUUAGAUUGUAAAUUAUCAUUUCAUGCUAACACUUUACAAACAAUAUAUAACAAGUUAACAGGAGUACCUGGAUAUUGCCGGAUAUAUGGAAAUCAUUGGGAAGAAGUUGGAUUUCAAGGUAAUGAUCCAUCAACAGAUACUAGAGGUGUUGGAUUUUUUGGCAUUCUUCAGUUGUUAUAUUUUAUUUUAAAUCCUUCUACUUCAAAGUUAGCUAUGGAUAUUUACAGAUUAUCACAAGAUGAAGUUCAGAAUUUUCCAUUUUGUGUAAUGAGUAUAAACAUGACAAGAAUUGCUAUAGAAGCUUUACGUGAAGAAAUUUUAAAUAAAAUAUGUAAUCAAAGAGGAGAAGUUAUUUCAGUAAUUAAUGAAUUUUAUGCUGGCACUUUUCUCUAUUUAUAUAAUAAAUGGAAAGGAGAAUACAAAACAAUAAUGGAUUCAGGAUUUGUUUUAAAAGGUUACUAUGCUUUAUGUAAUUCAUGAAAUAGUUGAAAUAUAUUUAAUAUAAAUUUAAGUUUAAUAAUUUUUAAUGAUUAAUAAAUUCAUCAUCAAAUACCACAUAAACAAUUUAUGUAUCUUGAAAUCAUCCAUAUAGAUAGUUUAGGUUAUUGUCAUCAUAUGGCAUGUGCUGAAAUAGCUCAUUUGCAUAAU